Rhagoletis pomonella (apple maggot) is the source of this 330-nucleotide messenger RNA. RefSeq names its product cuticle protein 16.5-like. The transcript is spliced from 2 exons. The record is from RefSeq and is a predicted model, not a curated record. Lineage: Eukaryota; Metazoa; Arthropoda; Insecta; Diptera; Tephritidae. Bases 1 to 315 code for a protein of 104 amino acids.
AUGAAAUUCCUCAUUUGCUUGGCUCUUUUCUUCGCUGUUGCCCAGGCUAAUCCUGGUUUCGUAGCUCCUUUGACUUACUCCGCAGUGCCAACCGUUGCCACUUACGCUGCUGCUCCUUAUGCCGCCUACUCUGCCUAUGCCGCUCCAGCUGUGGCGACUUAUUCUCACUACGCAGCUCCAGCUGUCUACAGCGCUCCAGCUGUCUACAGCGCUCCAGUUGCUCGUGUCGCUGCCGUGGCUCCAGCUGUCCGAAUUGCCUCAGUCGCUCCAGUUGCGUACGCAGCGCCUGUUGUGUCGACUCUCUUGAAGAAAUAAGCUGUUAUAAGAUUU